UGAGGUGUAGAAGAAGCAGCCGGUUUCAGUUGUGCUCAGAAGACGGUUCAGUAACCAUGGCGAUGUUUGGAAAAGUUUUGGAGCCGGUCGGCUACAUGCAGACUGUGAGGGUCCUGGUCCAGGGGAUCUGCUCGUACCUGGGAGGCAGCGCCUCCGAGGAGGAGACCGAGUUGUCCAAGAAGAACCUGGACGGCAUCGAUCAGGAGCUGGGAGCGUCGGGACACGGCCUCCUGGACGACCAGGAGGUCCACCGGCUGGAGGACGACCUGGCCGUGGUCUACUACCAGCUGGGCACCGCGGUGAGGGCCCAGUCAGACUUCACCAAGAAGGAGACGGAGGUUUUCCUGCAGUACGUGCACGACUACCGCCUGGAGAGGCAGCUGACGGCGCUGUACAACCGUCUGAUGGGCGUGUCGGCCCUGACGGACCAGCCCACGCUGCUGGAGGAGGUCAUCCUGAACCGCAAGCCCAAACGCUGGGAGCUCAGGGAGUUCUGCGUCAAGGUGAACUUCGUCCUGGGCACCGGCCUCCUUUGCCUCUUCACUCAGGCUUCUCUGACCGGCAGAGACCAGGCUCUGCUGAUGAAGAGCUGGUCCGACCGCAUGGGCGCCCUCUACAGGAAGAUGAAGAACACCGGCGGACGCUGCUUGGGAUACUUCCUGGAGCAGGCGGAAGAGGACGUACGCAAAGAGCUGCACGACGCCGUGCAGAACCGCGCACCUCCAGAGGAGGCGGCGUCGAGCAUCCUGAAGACCCUGGAGAAGAACUACGACUGGCUGCGCUGGGCGGUGAUGCUCCAUCCUGCUGUGGGAGUCAUGGAGGAGGAGAAGGAGGAGAAGGAGGAGGAGACGCAGGACGAAAAGGAAGCUCCGCCGACAGAACAGCAGCCCAACAAUUUCCUCUCCGUGGUGUCUGAAGCUCCGAUCCCCCACGUGGUGGUUUGCUACCGCGAGACGCCGACGUCACUGGACAAAAGCCGCAUCCACCAGCUCAUCGUGGACCUGGAGUGGAAGAUCCCGAAUCCGCCGCCUGAAGUGUACGCCUCCAUCGAGGAGGACCCGGGCAGGGCGCGCCGGUACCUGGCCUCCCGCAUGCUGAGGAAGCUGCAGGAGGGGCUGGGAGCCGGCGUGGCCAUUCACGUGGUGCCGGGCAGGAUGGAGAUGAAGUGCAACUUCCCUCCGGCCUCCUACUACCUCUACGAGUACACGCACCGUCUGGCCUCGGGCACCGUGUGUGUGUUCGGAUGAAAAAUUAAACAGGGAUAAAACUAUCUGCUGAUCCCACACAGAUGUGUAAAAAUCUUUCUCGUGUUGUUGCAUUACCUCCAAAUAAACACAGAAAAAAAAAA
Mugil cephalus (flathead mullet) is the source of this 1348-nucleotide messenger RNA. RefSeq lists its product as uncharacterized. Lineage: Eukaryota; Metazoa; Chordata; Actinopteri; Mugiliformes; Mugilidae. The transcript has 4 exons. The coding region runs from base 57 to 1247 and encodes 396 amino acids. The record is from RefSeq and is a predicted model, not a curated record.